Mya arenaria is the source of this 468-nucleotide messenger RNA. RefSeq lists its product as uncharacterized. The transcript has 5 exons. Bases 1 to 390 code for a protein of 129 amino acids. The record is from RefSeq and is a predicted model, not a curated record. Lineage: Eukaryota; Metazoa; Mollusca; Bivalvia; Myida; Myidae.
AUGGAAUUAACGGUCGUUGAAGAAGGAGGCUGCACAUUUUCCAGCAUUUGUGGGAGGUGUGGGUGGUAUGUUGAUUCCAUCUGGGAGAACAGUUCUUGUCAGCAGUACAACAUUGGCAAAGUUGGCCCAUAUGUUCUGACUGUAGAAUCUGUCAAAUUCCUCCAGACAACCCUCUCCGAUGAAGUUCUUGACGCCUAUCUGCACCUGCUGACUCAGUCUAGAAAUGUGUUCCACAUAUCCAGUGUUGUCAUGACAGCCAUUUUUAUGGACAAUCGGGAAAUACAUUCUCUGCUACGAAAGGAGACUUUGUGUGGAUACGAGUACUGUAUUGGUGCAGUCAAUCAAGGAGGCAACCACUGGACAUUAAUGUUACUUGUAUGUCCCAGGUGAGAUCAAACUCACAACCGCCUCCACUUGAUUCAAAGUUUCUACCCACUGAUGUAUUGAAGGAGCUAUUUCACAUAUUUC